AGUAUCGUCACUCAGUCGCGCUCGGUACGCGGAGACGCGAGCACCAUUAAUCAUUAAAAUAAUCAUCAAUAUAUUAUUAUAAUAAAAAUUUUUGGUAAAUGAUCCAUUGAUCCCAAAUAGCAGCACUUGAAACGACACCUAAAAAACAUUAUUGCUUUACUCAAUUAUUUUUUUUUUUAAUUGUAAAAUUUGCAAUUGAUUUAAAAAUUUAAUUAUUAAAAUCAAGCAAGCUUUUGAAAUAUAUUCUAAUAGACAGCAAGUGCAUAAGUGUGUGUUGAUUUAUUAUAUUUAUCUUUGAUUAAUUUAUAAUUUUUUUUUUUUCGUAUUUAAUAUCAAUACAAGAUUGCAAUUUAUCGCGGUCGCUCUUUUUUUCUCACUCGUGUUUGUGUGUCUGUGUUUUUAACGACAAAAUUUUGUGUCGUUUCCUUUUUAUUUUCAUACUGAAAAAAAGGGCAUAUCAUCACGUGCGUUUAUAUAUAUUAUACCAAUGAAAAUUUAAUUUAAAAAAAUAUGUUUUUAUUGAUAAAUUAAUUGGGUUUUGUAUUGAAAUAAUUAACUGAUGCUGCGCACACCAGCAACACCGAAAGUCGCUUUAUAUUAACGAAAAAAAAGCGUGUUCUAUUUUUAAUAUAUAUAUUCAACACGUGCGGUAAUAUUCAGAGAUAAAUGUCCAUUAAAAAAUAGACAAAACACCAAGUAACAUCAGAUUUUAUCAACAAUAAACUAUUCAAAGAAUAUUUAAAAUAUAAAAAAACAAAAUUUAAAAAAUGGCUGGUGAAGAUACAGUUGUUAUAACAAAUGGUACAGUUGAUGGAAUGACAAUAAUACCACCAGAUAAAAUAGAUAAUGGAAAAAAUGGUAAUGUCAUUUGUAAUAAUAAUAAUGGUAAAUUACCAAAAACAAAAUUAUUAGAAAUGACAAAUGGUAAAAAUGAAAAAUUACCAUUAAAUGAUGAAAAAUCAAGUUUUCAUACUGAAUUUGAUGAUGAUAUUGAUGUAUCAUGUGGCUGGGGGCCAUGUCGUCCAAAAUGGUUACAAUUUUUUGCUACAAAACAAGCAUUUUUAGUAACAUUUUGCUUAACAUGGGUACUUCAAGGUAUGUACUAUACAUAUUUUGUAUCAGUGAUAACAACAAUUGAAAAAUUAUUUCAAAUACAAUCAAAAACAACUGGUAUAAUAAUGUCAGCAACUGAAAUUGGACAAAUUGGAUCAUCUUUAUUGCUAACAUAUUAUGGUGGUCAAGGACAUAGACCAAAAUGGAUUGCUUGGGGAAUGGUUUUAUUUGCUGUAAGCUCAUUUACAUGUUCAUUACCUCAUUUUAUAUUUGGUGAUCAAUUGAUGCAUCAAAAUCUUAUGUUAUCAACAACUGUUGGUGAUGAUGGAAUUCAAAAUACAACUGAUUUAGUUCCACAAAAUUUAUGCAUGUUUUAUGAACUAAAUAAUAAUGAAACAAAUGAAUUUUUAAUUGGUCCAACAAAAAUUAAUAAAAAUUCACCUGAAUAUUGUAAUGGUGAAUUUUUAGAUGAACAAAAAAUUCAUAGUAAAAUAACAGCAAUUGUAUUGGGUAUAUUUUUUGUAUCACUGUUGGGUGUAGGAAUGGGACAAACAGCAGUUUAUACACUUGGAAUUCCUUAUAUAGAUGACAAUGUUGCUUCACGAGAGAGUCCUUUGUAUUUUGCCAUUACAAUUGGUGUUAGAAUUCUUGGACCGGCUCUUGGUUUUAUUCUUGGAUCAGUUUGUACUAUGCUUUAUGCUGAUCUUUCAGUUGAUCCACAAAUUACACCAAAUGAUCUGAGAUGGGUUGGUGCUUGGUGGUUGGGUUUAGUAUUGAUAUCUGCUAUGCUAAUGCUAGUAAGCCUUGCCAUGUUUUCUUUUCCAAGUCGUCUUCCAUCAAGUAAAUCACAGCCAAAAAUUGAAGAUUCAAAAAAACCUAGCUUACGUGAUUUUCCUAAAGCUGUUAAACGAUUGUUGAAAAAUGAUAUUCUCAUGUUUAGAACAGCAAGUAGUGUUUUACAUAUUUUACCAAUUGCUGGACUUUAUACAUUUUUGCCAAAAUAUUUAGAAACACAAUUUCGUUUACCUGCUCAUCAUGCCAAUAUGGUUUCUGGUGUUGGAGGAAUUCUCGUGAUGGGUUUUGGUAUAAUAAUAAGUGGAAUUUUCAUACUUCGAAUAAAACCAAAUGCUCGUUUUGUUGCUGGUUGGAUUGCAUUUACUGCUGUUGCUUAUGGAAUUGGUAUGGGAGUUUUAAUGUUUAUUGGAUGUCCAAUGGAUGAUUUUGCUGGUUUAUCAACAAAUUCAAUUGGAAUAGCUGGUUUUGAGCCAACAUGUGAAGCAAGCUGUGAUUGUGAUCGUAAUAAAUUUAGUCCAAUUUGUGGUGCUGAUAAAAAAACAUAUUUCUCAGCUUGUCAUGCAGGAUGUUCAAAUUUUACAAUGAUUGAUGGAAAAAUAUCAACGUAUCAUGAUUGUCAAUGUAUUGGAUCAAAUGAUACAGUUACAGAAUUUUUCAACACAGCAACAAAUGGUUAUUGUCCUCUUGAAUGUAGUAACUUUUGGCUUUAUAUGAUACUAUUUUCUGUAUUUGUAUUUAUACAUUCAACAAGUGAAGUUGGUUCAAUGCUGUUAAUAUUACGAUGUGUUGAUCCAAGAGAUAAAGCAAUGGCACUGGGUUUAAUACAAUUUGCAAUUGGUUUAUUUGGAAAUGUACCUUGUCCAAUUGUUUAUGGUGCUGUGGUUGAUUCAGCAUGUCUUGUUUGGGAAUAUGCUUGUGGUGAACAAGGCGCAUGUUGGCUAUAUGAUUCAGAUAUAUUUAGAACAUUUUUCCACGGUACAACUGGUGGUAUUUUAUUGCUUGCAUUUAUGGUUGAUCUUGUUGUAUGGUACAAGGCAGGAAGUAUUAAUUUUUCUGAUGAACCGACAGCAGGUGAGGCAGGUUCUGUUGAAGAAAUGGAAAACCUCAAGUCUCAAGAGGCUCAGGUCGUUGAUAAUAGCUACCUCUAAAAUAUUUUCACGUACGUAUAACAAAAAGAAAUAAAAAUCUAAAAUAGUUUUAAAAUAUAUAAUAAUAAUUUUAAUAUUAUUAUAAAAACAAAAAACCACACACGAUAAUAUAGUAGUUUUUUUUUUUUUAAAUGCAAGUGAGCUCAAUUAACUACUGUACGUGACACUCAUGCUUUUAUAUUAUUAUUAUAUUAUUAUUUUAGCUACAGUGGUAAUUACGUAAUUAUAUCUACUCAUAUAUUAUAUUCUCAUCAGUUUUAAUAGUAUCUAUUUUAUAAAUAAUAAUUAUUAAAUAUAAGUAUUGCCACUAAGAAUAAUUAUUCACCUCUGUGAGUAUGAGAAUAUAAAUUUUUUUAUUUUUUUACUCUCAAUUGAUUGCAGAGAAAGUUAAUUAGAAAAAAAAAAAAGUUUAAAUAAUUUUUCUAAUAAUUAAAAACAACGUGCAUCAGUAACGAUAAAAUAAUAAUUUUUUUUAAAGCCUAAGAUUAACGGUGCUACCGACAAAACAUGUCAGUUUUGAUUAAAAAUUUUUAAAAAAUUAAGAUUUUUUUUUUUCUACGGGUACAAGAAAAGUUGUAAUUAAUAAAAAAAAUACAACAAAACUAUUAAGAUAUAAAAAAACGAAAAUAAUUGGCAAGUAACAUAUUGAUAUUUAAAAAAAAAAAAAAAAAAAAUUAUAUCGAAUAACAUUUUCUAUUAUAAUUUAGUGUGGAAAAUACUAAAUUACUUUCGUUCUCCUAAGUUUUGAUAAAAGCCGUUUUAAAAAAAGCAGUAGCAUUAACUUAUGAUGAAUUUUUCUACUGCUCCAAAUGUUAUUGUUAUUGUUGUUGAUGUUGUUGUUCGUGUGACUAUUUUUUUUUUUUCAUAAAUAAUUAUUAUAUAUUGAUAAAAUUGUGAUUGUUAGAGUACUGCAAGUUUUAUAAAACUGCUGGCUGCUCAUACGUAGUAACCAUAAUUAAAUAUUAAUUAUUAAAAUAUUAUACAUUUUUUUCUGCACUUGUAAAUACAAUAGUACAAUAAUAUUUACCAAACUAAUUUCUAAAAAAAAAAAUUAAAACAGAAAAAAAAAGAAUAAAUACUUAACGAAAACGAAAAUACUGCGGAACCAAUAUUUUAAAAAUCAAUUGAUAAUAAUUAUAGACAAUUUUUUUUACAUAACUUUUUUACAAUUUUGAAUGUUUACAAUGAUUUUUUUUUUUUCUCAAACAAAGUCUGACCAUCAUAAAACACUGCCGUAAUUAAAUAUUAGUCACUAUUAUAUAAUUGAGCAUUUAAAUAUUUUUAUUAUCAUUGUUAAAAUUAAUGGUUCCAAAGUUUAACAAUAAAAAUAAAUUGAACAAUUUAAAUGUCAUUAUUAAAUAUUAAAGAAAAAAAAAACAUACAACAAAUUUUAUUAUUAUUCAAAACUCUUGAAGAGUUUAUGCAUCACAGAAUUUCACUAUAAAAUAUUUUAGAAUAUCAUAUGAUCAAUAAGUCAUAAUAAUUAAUCAACAACAACAUAAGCAUUGAUAAUAUUAAUAAUAAAUAGUGAUAAAUAUAUUAAAUAUUAAAAACGAGAAGGAAAAACUUCAAUGCCAAUUUACAUGUUUCUCGAAUACAUAUAUAUUUUAAGAAAAAAAUAAAAACCAUAAUUGCUAGUCCUUAAAAAAUAAUAUCAAUUAAUAAAAAAAAUAAAAAGAAAAUAAAAAAAAAAAUACAUGCACACUUAUAAUUAGGCAAAACUUGCAUAAUAUUAUUUUCGUAAUAAGUUAAAAAAAAAAUUAAAAUAUAUUUUUCAUUUCUUAAUCAUUUUUUUUAAUUACAAAAUUAAGAAAUAAUUAAUAAUAUUUUUAACAUGUAUAAAAAAUUAUGUAAUUCAAUUUAUUUUAUAUUAUAUUUUAAAUAAUCUAUCAAAUUUUAAUUGAAAGAAAAAAAAGACAGUUAAAAAUUCUGGCUGAGUGUUUUUUAAAAAUUUUAAAUAAUUAUUAUUAAAUUUUUUGUCGAUACAAAAAUGCAUCACUAAUGUACCUUCGAAAACAUUGAAAAAAACAAAUAUACGUAAAGGAAAUUAUUUUUGAAUUAGUGGCUAAAGGAUGUUGUAAAAAAAAAAAAAAAGUAUUGUUAUUAAGAAAAAGGAAGAAGCAUAAAAAUAUUGUAAUUUUUAUUAAUUCAAGGAUUGAGACUGAUUCAAGAGUGUGUUAAUCCUACGUAUUUUAUUAUUAUAAUAUUGUUUUAAAUUAUAAUAAAUACUGUACUUUGUUUAUACAUUUAAAAAAAAAAGAAAAA
Molecule: messenger RNA, 5261 nt
Organism: Aphidius gifuensis
Lineage: Eukaryota; Metazoa; Arthropoda; Insecta; Hymenoptera; Braconidae
Gene: Oatp74D
Product: solute carrier organic anion transporter family member 74D
Exons: 11
Coding region: 768-2996 (742 amino acids)
Biological process (GO): transmembrane transport; sodium-independent organic anion transport
Cellular component (GO): membrane
Molecular function (GO): protein binding
Source: RefSeq, a predicted model, not a curated record